Messenger RNA from Sitodiplosis mosellana (orange wheat blossom midge), 2805 nucleotides. It is a transcript of the gene TTLL15, whose product is annotated as probable tubulin polyglutamylase ttll-15. Lineage: Eukaryota; Metazoa; Arthropoda; Insecta; Diptera; Cecidomyiidae. The coding region runs from base 649 to 2280 and encodes 543 amino acids. Gene Ontology annotation, biological process: protein modification process. The transcript is spliced from 5 exons. The record is from RefSeq and is a predicted model, not a curated record.
GCCGCGUUAAGUAUGCAUUGGAUGGAGUGUAUCUUUGGUGUUGAGUACAGAAGAGAUGCGAGUACUAAAAACAACAAACAUUUGUAUGGUAUUCGCAGUGUAUAUGCACGGCACAUGGUGCGUUGACAGUGUAUCUGUCUACCUUUUGUUUGUUAUUCCUUACCUCUUUAGCAUCUCUAAUGCUGCGUACUGUCAUGCUUCAACUCAUCAAUGGUAAAACAGUUAAAAGUCAUUUAACAACACACAGCACUAUCUCUCUCUCUCUCUCUCUCUCUCUCUCUCUUUCUCUCUCUCUCUCGUAACACUGUGUAUUUUUACUUGUGUUGUGCGUUCAUUCAAUUCUUCCUCUUCUUUUUCUUAUUUCUCUCUUUGCACGCACUGAGCUCAAACUUUCCAAAACGGCAUAAAAUGUCCAAAUCAUAUUCUAAUUUGUAAUUAAAUAAACAUUAUUGUUUGUCAGUUUGACAAUUUUGUUUCUCCACUCAUAAGAGUUCGUUGAGUUUAUUUUCAAAACGAAAAAUUCAUUUAGUUUGUCCACGACACCAGAUAAAUAAUGACCUACAUUGUUCAAUUAAAAAAUUGAUGUGUCGUAUUCGGAAGAUAGAAAAAACGAAAUUUCUAAUCCCAUAAUUAAAACGCGUUGUGAUCAUGGGUUCACCAAAAACUAGUUCAAAGCCGAGCGGUAAAGCAGAUGACGUAGUAAAGUCUCAAGAGCCAGUUGAAAAAACGAAAACGCUUGAUGCAUUAAACUAUUCAUUUUUGGAUUUGCGAACAGCUCAAGGGCAAAUCCUAUUUCUUUUAAUAUCAAUUGCACUGUCCGUACUCAUUCAAUCGCUUCCAAUUGGCACAUUUCGGUUUGCUUUCAAUCAAGCCGAAAUUCUACAUGUCCACACCACCGAACCAAUACGACGUGAAUGCAAUCAAACACCAACCAGUGCACCGGUCAAACAACCCACUUACUGGAUUUAUGGCAAAAGUGACAACGAAGCUCAUUUGAGGCAUGUAAAAAAUGUGCUACAACGAAUCGGCUAUGUAAAAGUUACAAAUGAAACCACUGACUGGGAUUUACUCUGGGCACAUGACUAUCCAUUUAGAGUACUCUAUCCAAAGUUACAGCAGAAUCUUAAAAUGCACCAGAGAAUUAAUCACUUCCCGGGGUGUGGUUUUAUUACAAAUAAAGUGGAUUUGGCCACAACCAAUCUAGAAUUCAUACCGAAAGCAUUUCGAUUGCCAGAAGAUCGGAAGAAAUUCAUUGAAUAUGCGGAGAAAAAUCCGGAGAAAAUGUUUGUUCAAAAACAUAAUCAACAUCGUCAUAUCAAUAUUAAACCGGUGAAGGAGAUCAAUUACAAUGAUAACGAUACAUUUGUACAAGAAUACAUUGAUAAUCCACUGUUAGUGGAUGGGCAUAAAUUCGAUAUUGGUGUUUAUGUUAUCAUCACUUCCGUCGAUCCAUUGAGAGUUUAUAUUUACAAAGGUGACAUUUUAUUCCGGUUUUGCCCGCAAAAGUACUACCCAUUUGAUCCAAAAAACGUUGACAAGUACAUUGUUGGAGAUGAUUAUCUGCCCGUUUGGGAUGUGCCAUCGUUGGCUCCAUUUUAUAAUGGUCUUGGAUUUGGCAUGAAAGAUUCAUUCGACGCAUACAUUCGCAACAAGAACCGCGAUCCGAGCGGAGUUUGGCUUCAAGUUGAGGCAGCCAUUCGAGGUAUACUUCUGAACAAGGAGAAACAUAUCAUCAAUGCUUUGAAAAACUACCGCAACAAACGGAAUUUCUUCGAAAUGAUGCGUUUUGACUUGAUUGUCGAUGAUAAUUUGCGCGUUUACCUUAUGGAAGCGAACAUGAGUCCGAACUUAUCGUCGGCUCACUUUCUACAAAACACAUUGCUGUACGAACAGGUCAUCUAUAAUUUGAUGAAUCUCGUCGGAGUCGGCUCUUCAAUACAUCGUGAAUCAUUGCGAACACGAACCACUGAUGCAGAGCAAAUGAUGUCAGCGGAUAAAAAUAUUGCCGUCUUGGCGGAGCACUGUGCAAGUGAAAAGUGUGCCGAAUCGUGUGAGCUGCCCGAAUGUAAAUUGUGUCGACCAUGUCUAUCGGCUCAAGACGUAAGAGAUUUGCAUACAGCGUACCGUGAGCACGUCAAUCGUGGUGAUACCAAAAGAAUUUUUCCAGUGCCAAUAAUCGAUGGAAAACUACCAGAUUUAAGUGAUCUGAAUGAAAAGAAUCAAAAAAUGUCACGCUGGUUUGCUGGCAAAUGUGCAAUGGAAUCAACAUGGUGCUCAUAAAGAGAACGAGGGAAAAAAAACUACCAAUGCUUUUGCUAAGUUAGACAAGUUGAAAUGCACACAUUUGAAAGAAAAGACAAAUAUUAGAAUUAUUUAGAAGACAGAAAUAUUUUUCAGUAGAAAAUUAGUAUGAAGAAGAAUGCUUCCGAUUGAUGACAAUACUAUAUAACAUGUGAAGAGAUUCCCAUAAUUUCUUCCGUCCGAAACGAAUGAACAAAUUGUUAUUAUACACAAAUAUUUUAUUUUAUUUUUAAGUUAUUGUUGAAUAUUAUUGCAGUCUAGUUUUCCGGUACUUAAAAACAUAUUUUAUGAACUACCCGACCUGAAUGUAUGAAAUAAUGUGAAUGCCAAUAGUUCACAAUGUAAAGAAUUUUUUUUGUUUUCAAAUGAAAUUUUAAAUGGUACAAACUAUUUUAUUCAAAUAUUCAUGUCAAUUCUAUUGACCCAAUAUUUUAACAUAUGUUGUUAGUCAGAAAAUGGUCGAUUGAACCGCUCAAAAUAAAGUUGGAAAUUUUAUUCAAUACG